AUGCCUGCAAUCACCACUUUCCUUCGUCUUUCUGCUCUCGUCGGUGCAGCACUCGCGCUACCGAGCGACGUGAAGCGCACGACGUGCACGGUCAACAGCGUGGCGAGCUCGACCCAACUGAGCGGUGCUCGGACGUCGUCAUCCAGGGCUUCACGGUGCCUGCGGGUAACACGAUCACGAUCGCUGUACGCGUCGCUUUGGUCCCUGAUCUCGACUCGAAUCCUCUCGGCUGACGCACGAUUGUACCAGGCUGCACAGGGCGCGACGGUGACCUUGGCCGGCGAUGUCGUCUUCGCGAAGACGACGACCGCUGGUCCUCUCUUGACCUUCAACACCCCCGCGAUCAACUUCAACGGAGGAAACCACACGAUCGACGGCAACGAGACGCGGAGGUCUCAAUUCGCGCGCGCUAGGUUCAAGGGCUACGGCACAUUCGAGCAGUUCACCGUUCUCAACUCGCCGGCCCAAGCGAUUUCUGUCGGGACCACUGGCGGCCAAACCAACAUCUCCCAAGUCAUCGUCGACAACUCUCUGGGUGAUUCCAAGGGCGGCCACAACACCGACGGAUUCGACGUGAGCGCCAACGACGUCACGAUCUCGUCCUCGACGGUCAAGAACCAGGACGACUGCCUCGCGCUCAACGCGGGGAGCAACAUCGUCUUCGAGGACAACACCUGCGCCAACGGCCACGGCAUCUCGAUCGGCUCGAUCGCUACGGGCAAGAGCGUGACGAACUUCCAGGCGCUGCGCAACACGGUGACGAACAGCUUCAACACUUUGACUGGGAUCACAUCGUACGGAGUCUUGAUCACGCAGAGCUACCCCGCCAACAACGGCACGCCGGGGUACCGGUGGACCGAUCUCCGACGUCCGCUUCACCGGCUCGCCGACGACGGUGUCUGGAACCAGCAACGCAUACGGGCUGGUCGUCGACUGCGGUGCCUGCACGGCACCUGGGACUUUUCCGGCCUCCAGAUCCUCUCUGCGGGCAAGGGCCACACCCUCGCUCUCGACCGAGCAACGGGGCCCAUCAGAAAAGGGGAGGCUGUGCAGAUGUCUGUCAUUCGAAACCAGAUGGCCAAGCCUCACGGAGAACGCGGAGAAGGAGCCCAGAGGCUGCAGAGCCACGAUUUCGCGAGCGAUAGCGCAGGAGGAUCUGCCAGUCGAGUAUCUGGAGAAUUGGCACGGCUCGAACCAGGCUCCCUGGUCCCAUCUGAUUCUGAAAAGCCUGCGUUGCGCACCCUGACUUUCUGGCGCACUGGCUUUACAGUGGGAGACGCUGGGUCACUGAUGCGCUACGAUGAGCCGGCCAAUGCGAGCUUGCUGGCCGCCAUCAACGCAGGAAAAGCUCCACCGGCGCUGUUCGAUGUGCGACCCGGUCAGCCACUGGAAGUGCGCGUGUCAGACAGAACCCGGAAGAAUACGAGUUCAGGGCAGGUCACGGAGCACAACAGUGGUCUCCGGCAUCGUAAGCCAGGGGCAGAGAUGGACGCGUCGUGAUGCAUGAAUCCACUGUCGAACGUGCUGCAGAGCCAGAUUAGGGGUCAAAUCAUGGAUUUCGAGUGGUUUUUGCAUCUGAAAGCCCCAAAAGAUUGACAAAAGCAAAGAUGAAUUAAGACUGAGGAUGGCAUU
Molecule: messenger RNA, 1632 nt
Organism: Mycena citricolor
Lineage: Eukaryota; Fungi; Basidiomycota; Agaricomycetes; Agaricales; Mycenaceae
Source: the annotation of a GenBank genome assembly